CGGGCCGGACCCUCCCCCUCCCCUCCCUCCUCCCCUCCCCGUCCCCGCUCCCGGCCCCGCCCCACGGAGGAGACGCGCUUUGUGCUGGGCGCCGGCCGCGCCAGCCACGGCCUGCGGCGCCCGCGGCACCAUGAUCUCCAAGGAGAAGAACAAGAUCCCGAAGGACAGCAUGACGCUCCUGCCCUGCUUCUACUUCGUGGAGCUGCCCAUAGUGGCUUCCUCCAUCGUAUCCCUGUACUUCUUGGAGCUGACCGACCUCUUCAAGCCGGCCAACGUGGGCUUCCAGUGCUAUGACCGCACUCUCUCCAUGCCCUACGUGGAGACCAACGAGGAGCUCAUCCCGCUGCUGAUGCUGCUCAGCUUGGCCUUCGCGGCCCCUGCUGCCUCGAUCAUGGUGGCCGAGGGCAUGUUGUACUGUCUGCAGUCCCGGCUGUGGGGCCGCGCUGGGGGGCCCGCCGGGGCCGAGGGCAGCAUCAACGCCGGUGGAUGCAACUUCAACUCCUUCCUGCGGCGAACCGUGCGGUUUGUGGGUGUCCACGUGUUUGGCCUGUGCGCCACAGCCCUGGUGACCGACGUGAUCCAGCUGGCCACGGGUUACCACACUCCCUUCUUCCUCACCGUCUGUAAGCCCAACUACACGCUCCUGGGCACGUCCUGCGAGGUCAACCCCUACAUCACGCAGGACAUCUGCUCCGGCCACGACACCCACGCCAUCCUGUCUGCACGGAAGACCUUCCCGUCGCAGCACGCCACACUGUCGGCCUUCGCCGCGGUCUACGUGUCGGUGAGUCCAGCCCCCGUCUGCCCUGCUCAGGGCCUCUUGCUGGCCCGCGGGGAGCCCUCCUUGACCCCCCAACCCCCAUGCCCCCAGAUGUACUUCAACUCCGUCAUCUCGGACACCACCAAGCUGCUGAAACCCAUCCUGGUCUUCGCCUUUGCCAUCGCCGCGGGCGUGUGCGGGCUGACGCAGAUCACGCAGUACCGCAGCCACCCGGUGGACGUGUAUGCCGGCUUCCUCAUCGGGGCAGGCAUCGCUGCCUACUUGGCCUGCCACGCGGUGGGCAACUUCCAGGCCCCACCUACAGAGAAGCCCGCGGCCCCGGCCCCCGCCAAGGACGCGCUGCGGGCCCUGACACAGCGGGGCCACGACUCGGUUUAUCAGCAGAACAAGUCGGUGAGCACCGACGAGCUGGGGCCCCCGGGGCGGCUGGAGGGCGCGCCCCGGCCCGUGGCCCGCGAGAAGACCUCACUGGGCAGCCUGAAGCGCGCCAGCGUGGACGUGGACCUGCUGGCCCCGCGCAGCCCCAUGGCCAAGGAGAACAUGGUGACCUUCAGCCACACGCUGCCCAGGGCCAGCGCGCCGUCGCUGGACGACCCCGCGCGCCGCCACAUGACCAUCCACGUGCCACUGGACGCCUCGCGCUCCAAGCAGCUCAUCAGCGAGUGGAAGCAGAAGAGCCUGGAGGGCCGCGGCCUGGGGCUGCCCGACGACGCCAGCCCCGGGCACCUGCGCGCGCCAGCCGAGCCCAUGGCGGAGGAGGAGGAAGAGGAGGAGGAGGAAGAAGAGGAGGAGGAGGAGGAGGAGGAAGAGGACGAGGAGGAGGGCCCGGCCCCGCCCUCGCUCUACCCCACCGUGCAGGCGCGGCCGGGGCUGGGGCCUCGGGUCAUCCUCCCGCCGCGCGCGGGGCCGCCGCCGCUGGUGCACAUCCCCGAGGAGGGCGCGCAGGCGGGGGCCGGCCUGUCCCCCAAAAGCGGCGCCGGGGUGCGCGCCAAGUGGCUCAUGAUGGCCGAGAAGAGCGGGGCGGCCGUGGCCAACCCUCCGCGGCUGCUGCAGGUCAUCGCCAUGUCCAAGGCCCCGGGCGCGCCGGUCCCCAAAGCGGCCGAGACGGCGUCGUCGUCCAGCGCCAGCUCCGACUCCUCGCAGUACCGGUCGCCGUCGGACCGCGACUCCGCCAGCAUCGUGACCAUCGACGCGCACGCGCCGCACCACCCGGUGGUGCACCUGUCGGCCGGCGGCGCGCCCUGGGAGUGGAAGGCGGCGGGCGGCGGGGCCAAGGCGGAGGCCGACGGCGGCUACGAGCUGGGGGACCUGGCGCGCGGCUUCCGCGGCGGGGCCAAGCCCCCGGGCGUGUCCCCCGGCUCGUCGGUCAGCGACGUGGACCAGGAGGAGCCGCGGUUCGGGGCCGUGGCCACCGUCAACCUGGCCACGGGCGAGGGGCUGCCCCCGCUGGGCGCGGCCGACGGCGCGCUGGGCCCGGGCAGCCGGGAGUCCACGCUGCGGCGCCACGCGGGCGGCCUGGGGCUGGCGGAGCGCGAGGCGGAGGCCGAGGCCGAGAGCUACUUCCGCAAGAUGCAGGCGCGCCGCUUCCCCGACUAGCGCGGCGGGGCCGGGGCGGGCGGGGGCGGGGGGGUGCUCAAUAAAGCGGCGGAAACCCGGCUCAGGCUCUUGGUCAUUCGCUCCGGCCCGCACGCCCCACGCGGGGACCCUCCCUCAGCGCCGGGCCCACCCCACCCGCGGCCCCACCUGGCGCUCCCGCGGAAGCCCGGGUUCGAGCCGGGACCGCCCAAAGCACAGCAAGAGGAAAAGCACUGAAGGCGGACGGAGCGAGGAUACAGAAGAUUUAUUCGAAGUCCAGGUACAGACUGGCCAACCUGCCUCUACAGCGUCCACAGCGAACACAGGCCUAGACAAGGGAGGAGUUUAUCAAACGGUUUUAAUCGGUUCUCCGCGUCACAAGCCAUCGGGUAAGGCAACGGAAUGUGCGUGGGGUCCCUGUGGCUCCGCGGUCAAUACUGAGCCUGGAAUUGCUGUUAGCAAAAUAUACAUCUGUGUCACCAUAAAAAACCGCGCCGCCGCCCUCGGGUCUCACAACAGGUAUAAAAAAUUAUAAAUAUUUACACCCUUGUUACACUCUUCAUGGAAAGGGGAUCCUAGGAGAGCCCCCGGGACAGGACGCGGGGGCGGGAGACAGCACAGUGAGGACAGGAGCGGCCGCCUGCCGGGUCCCAGCAUCAGAGGCAAGCACAACACAGAAAUGAGACUUUGGUCCAAAAUUUGAAGGAAAAAACCCUGAAGAAGUUUGAAAGCAAGUUUCCUAGGCGACUGCAGGUGAAGGUGUGGUGUAAGGCAACCGGAGGCGAUGCCAGAGGCGGCGACGCGCCCGCCCCUCCCUGAAGCUCAGGGGUCUAAGACCGGACCGGGGCUCCCUGUGCCUGACCCGCUGGGCGGCCCCGCCUGCUCUCUGGAAACUGGGUCCUGCCUGUGACUUAAUUACAAGGAAUAAAAUAAAAGUAACAGCAUACAAGGUAAUACCACAAGGAAGUUUAGAUUACACUCAUACCAUUGUAUCAUCUUGCUAUAAAAAGUUACUUAAAACUAUUUCUUUUGCAUAUAAAUGAAAAAAAGAUUAGAAUAUUUGGUCAACUGGAAAUAUUGCUAGGCACAGACGUCUGCAACUGCAAAGUAUAUAAUACAGAGAUUAUGACGACCAGCUCCGCAGCUGGAGCAGUGGGGAGCCCGCCCGAGGGCAGCAGGGAAGGCCCUGGGGGCAGGGCGGGGGAAUCACAUGACUUGAUUAGAGGGCUGGGGUUGGGGAGUCGCAGCCUCGGCCGGGGAGCCCCAGGCACAUGAUCCUGCAGGAGCCGGCCAGGCCCCCUGCCUUUCUCUGGUGUGACCCCCGCCCCCUGGGUCCCCAGGACACCCCGGGGGGGUGUGGCUGCAGGAAGGCAGGGUUUUUAAGGCACAAGGAAGCCGAGUUGUGGUCGGGGCACCCACCUGCAGGCCCCACCAAGGCACGGCCCCGAGGGUCUGGCCCCGGGUGUGGAGGGCUGGGAACUCCCGCCGCCACAGUCACCAAGAGCCUGAGCUGUCCCCGUCACCGCAGGGUUAGCAAGGUGAACUAGAUUUAAUUUUUUUAAAAACAGGUAAACUGAUUUCUCUUUAAAAAAAUAAAAUCUCUGGUCUGUUAAGGUCACUUCA
This is a messenger RNA of Macaca mulatta (Rhesus monkey), 3979 nucleotides long. RefSeq names its product phospholipid phosphatase related 3 (gene PLPPR3). Gene Ontology annotation, biological process: signal transduction; phospholipid dephosphorylation; phospholipid metabolic process. Lineage: Eukaryota; Metazoa; Chordata; Mammalia; Primates; Cercopithecidae. Gene Ontology annotation, molecular function: phosphatidate phosphatase activity. Gene Ontology annotation, cellular component: plasma membrane. The record is from RefSeq and is a predicted model, not a curated record.